Messenger RNA from Osmia bicornis bicornis, 1054 nucleotides. RefSeq names its product HIG1 domain family member 1A, mitochondrial-like. The transcript is spliced from 3 exons. The record is from RefSeq and is a predicted model, not a curated record. The coding region runs from base 199 to 519 and encodes 106 amino acids. Lineage: Eukaryota; Metazoa; Arthropoda; Insecta; Hymenoptera; Megachilidae. Gene Ontology annotation, cellular component: mitochondrion. Gene Ontology annotation, biological process: mitochondrial respirasome assembly.
GUGACUACGUAGUCACUGACUAAUGUUACGAACGAGUUAUUCGCAAUCAUUUGCAAUCUAAAGUUCGUUCAUGAAAUCGUGCGGAAUUGCAUCGUGACAAUCGUCACGAAAACUAAGGAAAUUUAAUACUCUGGGGUAUUUGAACUGAGAUUUAAAUAUUUGGGAUUUUAUAUAUUGUUCGGAAGACAAAGGUGAACAAUGGAUCAGUACUCGCAUGCUGAACCAGUAGAGAUCCCAGAAGAGGCUCUUAAACUAACAUUAGAGAAUGAAGAACCAGCAGGAUUAGGACAAAGCUUAUAUAAAACAAUGCAAAGAUCACCAUUUCUUAUAGCUGGUAUACUAGGUUUUGGUGCAGUAUGCGGCAUAGGUGCCUACAAGUGGAAGACUAGAACUAUUAAACCUUCCUUGUUCUUCAUACAGUUAAGAGUUGCAGCUCAAUCUACUGCAUUAGGAUUUAUAACUCUAGGAAUGGUGUAUCAGAUGUAUAAAGAUUAUGCUAGUAAACAGAAACCUACAUGAUGAUAUUUGUCAUUUGUCAUUAUUUAGUGAACAAAUGUAUCAUAAAAAUGAAGAAAAGUAAGAUAUUAUAAUAUUGAAAAUGAACAAAUUAUGAUUAAUUUAGAUUUUACAGUAGAAACUAUAAGCAUUAUACAGGAAUAUAAAAUCUGUAAUUUUUAUGAUCUACGUCAAGUAACUCUAUAAGAAAAACACCAUCAAUAGUAUUUGUUUUUAUGCAAUAAUAUUUUAAUAUUCUCUCAAAUGUAUAUAUUAUUAAGAGUAUGAAAUUCUUUAUUUAUUUAACUUAUUAUCUUUGAAGAUAUUAUAUUUCUAAGAAUGCUUUUAAAAUAAACUCUGUAACAAUCAAUAAAAUUUAGAGUAAAGUUAUUAUUCCUAUUGAGAAAUAUUGGAGAAAACUGAAAUGGUUUCAACAAACUUCUGAAAGAAUAUGUUUUAGAAUUUUAAUUAAACUCCAAAUUCAUGAUUUCUGUUAAACAUUAUUUGUGAACAUAUUACAUCAAUUUGUAAAUAAUAAAGCUUAUGUAAAAUAACUAAA